Messenger RNA from Musa acuminata subsp. malaccensis (wild Malaysian banana), 2929 nucleotides. Its product is annotated as UTP--glucose-1-phosphate uridylyltransferase 3, chloroplastic. Lineage: Eukaryota; Viridiplantae; Streptophyta; Magnoliopsida; Zingiberales; Musaceae. Gene Ontology annotation, biological process: UDP-N-acetylglucosamine biosynthetic process. The record is from RefSeq and is a predicted model, not a curated record. Gene Ontology annotation, molecular function: UDP-N-acetylglucosamine diphosphorylase activity.
CUUUAAACAGCGUUCUCCCUUUCCUUCUCCCUCUCCCUCUUCGUCUUCCUCUUCAUCGCUCGCUCUCAGUCCCAUGGCGUCGACUUCCUCUACUUUUCUCCACGCCUCCCUCUGCUCCCCCCAAACCCUCUCCUCUCCCUCCUUCCCCUUCCUCUUCUCCCUUUCUCUUCCCCAAUCCCAAUCCCAAUCUCGCACCCUCCUCUUCAGACGACCCCUCCCCUCCACAUCCCCCUCGCUAUCGCCGUCCUCUUCCUCUUCAUUACGAUGGCUUCGCGUCUCCACUGUCCCCGUUGAGCAAGCUCCGGCACCUGAAUUUGACUUCGGUGAGGAGAUUGCCCACCUUGAUGCUCUCCGCUCUGGCCUCCUCGCGGCGAAGAGCCUCGCGGAGCGGCUAAACGUUCUCGAUGCCGAUUCUAGGGUUAGGAAUUUCUUUGGGCCGUCCGCGCACCCGGUCCUUGAUCGGUUGGAGGCUUCCGAGGUGUUCUUGCUUAAAUGCCUAGUCGCCGGCGGCCAGGAGCAUGUUCUUGGCGCGGAGAUGGAUUGGGGCGGCCAGCUUCAUCAGGCAGAGAGGAGCGCGUUACGGACAGCAUUCUAUGCAUUGGCGGAUAUGAUUGAAAAGUGGAGUUUGGACGGCAAUGAGAUUGGCGGUAAUGAACGUAGCAAGCGGGACAUUGGGGAUAUCGAAAUUGACCAGCUGAAGAUGCUUUUACAUACUCUGGAAGAAGUCGAGGAAUUCUAUGAUUGCAUUGGAGGAAUCAUUGGGUAUCAAGUAAUGACAUUACAGCUUCUUUCGUCCUCGAAAGUUGAUGGACAGUCUAUGAAUUCAUAUCUUCACUCUUACAAGGCUCGAGGAAGUGAGAGGGUAAAGCUUCAUGUUCCUAGAGGACUUGAUCUUCUGGAAAAUACAGAGGAUGCAUCUCAAGCAACUCUAUGGGGAAUUGAGGGUUUGCCGAAACUAGGUGAAAUCUAUCCGCUUGGUGGUGCAGGGGACCGUCUUGGUUUGGUUGACCCCAACACACGUGAAUGUCUUCCUGCUGCACUACUUCCAUUUUGUGGACGAACUCUAUUGGAAGGUUUAAUUAGAGAUCUCCAGGCUAGAGAGUUCCUUUAUUUCAAGAUCUAUGGGAAACAAUGUAUAACUCCUGUUGCAAUCAUGACAAGUUCAGUGAAGAACAAUCAUAAUCACUUAAUUGCACUCUGUGAAAAAUUCAGAUGGUUUGGGAGAAGCAAAGAAAAAUUUCGGCUUUUUGAACAGCCUCUGGUGCCAGUUUUGGCUGCUGAAGAUGGUCGCUGGUUGAUAACCAGACCACUCACACCAGUCUGCAAACCUGGUGGUCAUGGCGCAAUCUGGAAGCUUGCAAAUGACAAAUGCAUAUUCCAAUGGUUCUAUGAUCAUGGAAGAAAAGGUGCUACUGUUCGACAAGUCAGUAAUGUUGUGGCUGCGACUGACUUGACACUUUUGGCAUUGGCAGGAAUAGGUCUGCACUAUGACAAGAAAUUAGGUUUUGCUUCCUGUCAGCGAAACUUAGGAGCAACAGAAGGAGUAAAUGUGCUUGUUGAGAAACACAACCAUGACAGGACAUGGUCUUAUGGUAUUACAUGUAUUGAGUACACUGAGUUUGAGAAGUUUGGCAUUAUGGAUAGGCCUACUUCUUUUGAUAGCUUGCAGCCUCAGUUUCCAGCAAACACAAAUAUUCUUUAUGUUGAUCUGAAAUCUGCUGAAAAAGUUGGAUCUUGUCGGGGUACAAAUUGCUUGCCAGGCAUGGUAUUGAAUUUGAAAAAGCCAGUUUCAUAUGUGGAUCAUCUUGGUAUUCAGCAUAGUGCAUUUGGAGGUAGGCUAGAGUGUACGAUGCAAAAUAUUGCAGAUAACUUUCUGAAUACUUGUAACACUAGGUGCCUGGGAGACAUUGAAUCUGUUCUCGAUACAUUCAUUGUAUAUAAUGAAAGAAAAAGGGUCACUUCAUCAGCCAAAAGGAAAAGGAAACAAACAAGCAAUUCAUUGCAUCAGACCCCAGAUGGUGCGCUUUUGGAUGUCUUGCGGAAUGCUUAUGAACUUCUCUCAUCUUGUGAUAUAGAAAUCCCCAAGAUUGAGGACAACAGCAUAUACUUCAAUUCUGUGCCCCCAUUUCUUAUUUUUCUCCACCCUGCUUUAGGUCCACUUUGGGAGAUUACUAGACAAAAGUUCUAUGGUGGUUCUAUUUCUGAAGGUUCUGAGUUGCAAAUAGAGGUAGCAGAAUUUGUUUGGAGAAAUGUGCAGCUCAGUGGAAGCCUUAUUAUUGUUGCUGACAAUAUAAUGGGCUCAGCAAGGAUGAACCAAAACAAUGAACCAGUACUGCACUAUGGACAAAGAUGUGCAAGAUGUAAGCUGCAAAAUGUUAAGGUUUUAAAUAGAGGAAUCGACUGGAUGUCCUCAGAAAAUGUCUACUGGAAGCAUGAUGUUCAAAGAUUAGAGACUAUGAAAAUCAUUCUUCAUGGAAACGCAGAAUUUGAGGCAGUGGAUGUUGUCUUGCAGGGAAAUCAUGUUUUCGAGGUUCCAGAUGGUUACAAAAUGUGUAUCAUUCCAGAAAAUUCAGGUUUCAUGAUUAGGUUAGAUCCCAUUAGAGAAGAUGAGAUGGAAACUGGUAGCUGGUUCUGGAAGUAUGAGAUGAAGGGCACGCAUAUUAACUUGGAAAUGGUAGAGUUAUAGUCUCUCAGACCCUGUAACUCGGUCAUUGAUAUGCAGUUGUUUGACACAGUUCAUCUUCUCAUUGAUUCAUUAGUUCAACCUAGGUUGAACAUCUUGUAUGUAAUUUCUUCGAUAAUGUGCAUCCAUCCCAGUUUUCUCUUGAUAUUUUUUUUUCUUUUCUUCAUAUUUAUAUUUAUUCUAAUUUAAUGUAUUGAAUUUGUCACAAGUUACUAAUUGUAUAAGAUUCAACGGAUAGUUUUUUUG